GGAGUGUGGUACAGUCACAUACUAUCUUUAGUGAAAUUUUUUAGACUUUCUGUGUUGAUUUUGAAGUGAAUUUUCUUCAAAUAAGUAACUCUUUUCUCGGAUAAUUACACUGCGAUUUUUUCUACGAUAUUUCAAAGAGUCCAUGAUUUCCUCAUGAUGGCGGGUGACUUUGAUACAUCUUCUAAUUCAUCGUCGAAUUCUUCAUCUCCAUUUCGUUCCCCUGCAGCAUCAACGUCAUCAUCACGAUCAGUGAUAACCAAAAAAGUAAAAACACAAAUUAGAUAUAGGCCUUACAGUGCUAGAUAUAAGCGUAAAAGGGUUCAAAAAGAACUUAAUUCCCAAAUUUAUAUUGAAACUCAAUGUGGGACGGCACCACCGAUCCCUCAUUUGUCAUCAGAAUCCGACGAGUUGUCAUCAGAUGAUGAUUUCUAUAGCUGUCUUGAUGUUGAAUCGAGCGCAUCAUUUCAAGACUUUUACGAUUCUGGUAGACUUAGUGAUUUUACCCCUGAUUCGUCAGAUACUGAUGAUGGGGAUUUUGAUGAUGAGGAUAUUUUAGUACGAAAUUUUUUAUUGAGACAUUAUGAAGACGGUAGUGGGAAACAGGAAAUGUUUGACGACAAUGAUGUUGGAAAUGAUGAGCGUCCUACAUUUAGGCAGCUGUUCUCUGUUUGGGUAACUAUUUGGGGAAUUUGUCAAAAUGCUGUCGAUGAUCUACUGUCUCUAUUUAGAAGUCAGUCUUGGGGAUUAGAUUUACCUAAAACGUGUCGGUCCCUUUUAAAAACUCCGCGUUCUGUCAAUGUAAAAGAUAUACCGCCUGGGAAAUAUCAUCAUUUCGGAAUUCUGAAUGGAAUAAUACGCAUACUAAAUUUAAUUUCAGAAUCAGACAUUCCAUUUGAGAUCUUUAUUUUUGUCAACGUAGACGGCCUUCCAAUCGCAAAAAGUAGUGGGAGCCAAUUGUGGCCAAUCCUAGCUAUGAUUUCAAAUAUUCACUUUCGACAAGUGUUUUGCGUUGGGCUUUUUCAUGGUAGUGAAAAACCGCAUUUCUCGUGUGAAUAUCUUGCCGAUUUCAUAUCUGAGGCACUUAAUCUAUGUAAUAAUGGUUUUACGUACAAAGGUCGCCCUCAUAUUUUAAAAAUUGAUGGUUUCAUAUGCGAUGCUCCUGCUCGGUCCUUCAUUUUGGGGGUUAAAAGUCAUUCUGGUUACUUUGGUUGCACGAGAUGCAUACAACAGGGAGAAUAUCUUGGCAGGGUUGUCUUUUUAGAGCGUGACUCUCCUGCGAGAACGGAUCAAUCGUUUCGGAAUCGCCAACAUGAAGAUCAUCAUGUCGGCGAUUCCAUUCUUGAAAGACUUGAUAUCGACAUGGUAAAGGAUAUCCCCCUUGACCCUAUGCACUUAGUAAAACUUGGUGUUAGUAGAAAAUUACUCUUGACUUGGAUUCGUGGGCCAUUACAGCACAGACUGCUCAAGUCGCAAGUUUUAGUGUUGUCAUCUCGAUUAGAGGAUUUACGAGAUUAUGUCCCAAAAGAAUAUCCGAGAAAAACCAGGUCAUUAAAAUUUGUUGAUCGAAUGAAGGCAACGGAACAUGGAUUUGUUCAUUCUUGUGUCGGUCCCGUAAUUUUUAUGGAUAUUUUGCCCCCUCGCGUUUUUAAUAAUUUCUUGGUUUUUCAUGUGGCUAUUACUAUUCUUUCAUAUCAAGAAUUUUGCCAUACCCAGAAUGAUUACGCACGGAAUUUAUUAAAAUUUUUCGUGGAAGAAGCUGAAGAAAUCUACGGGUCAGAAUUUUUGUCUUAUAAUGUACACAGCCUCAUACACCUUCCCGAUGACGUUUUGCGUUACGGCUCACUCCCAAAUUUUUCUGCAUUUCCAUUUGAGAAUUAUAUGCAGACUUUGAAAAAACUAAUAAGAAAGAGUGACAAGCCCUUACAACAGAUAGCGAAGCGUUUGGUAGAGUUGGGAAAUUUUGACUUUGCCAAAAACAAGAAGGAAGUGUCAGUUCACAAUCGUGUUUUCCGUUUCGAGCAUGACAAAGGCCCCUUACUGCCCGGUCUCCGCUUCCGUUCAAUAAUCUAGUAGGCCUACAGGGAAUUGAGAGUGGGUCCAUGGCAUUUGACUUGUAAAAUUCCGAAUUCAUGUAUCUAUCUGAAGGAUAUGACUGUCUUUUGCAUAGAAAACAUUAUUAAAACAGAGAACAACUCUUUAUUUUUUGGUCGGCGAUUCAAUCAAACAAGUGAUCUCUACUCUUAUCCUAUUAGAUCUUCUUGUUACCACAUCUAUUCUGUAAGUCUUUUAUCUGAUCGCUUAGAGGCCUUGCCAAUAGAUUUGUUUCAAGUAAAAGCUGUUCAACUUCCUAUUCCUUCACGAAAUGGAUCUUUUGCAGUAUUUCCUUUGCAUUUUGAAAAUC
This is a messenger RNA of Daphnia magna, 2401 nucleotides long. RefSeq lists its product as uncharacterized. The record is from RefSeq and is a predicted model, not a curated record. The transcript has 2 exons. Bases 154 to 2070 code for a protein of 638 amino acids. NCBI's taxonomy places the organism in Eukaryota, Metazoa, Arthropoda, Branchiopoda, Diplostraca, Daphniidae.